Molecule: messenger RNA, 2578 nt
Organism: Pogona vitticeps (central bearded dragon)
Lineage: Eukaryota; Metazoa; Chordata; Lepidosauria; Squamata; Agamidae
Source: RefSeq, a predicted model, not a curated record
CCCUCUUUUCUCACGAUGGGAAGCAGAAAGCCAACACACGCGGGUCGUGCUUGUCCGCGAAGGCUUCUCCGGUUGGAUUGUGGCCCGCCCGGCCGCUGUCCAAAAAGGGCCAAGCUCCUCCCGGAGGAGGAGGGCGCAAAGGGCAGCCGGUCCCGGAGGUGCAAUCCGAAGCCGUGUCCACGGCGCCGCUCCGGAUCGGGCUCCCCUUCCCGUCCUCCUCCUCCGCCUCCUCUUUUCUGGCUCCGGUUCCAGCCCCCCGAGGAUCGCCUUCUUGCGCGGGGCGCCUCCAUGGGGUGGCGAUGGCGGCGGGGAGCCUCCGCCUGGGGCGCGUUGGCUUUUCUCCUGCUGCUCUGCAGCAACGGGGCCGCCCCCCGGAUCGCCUCCCGGGCUAAGCCAAGGGGACACCUCGCCGCCGCCGCCGCUGCGCGCGAUCCUGCGGCGCCCUUCCUGGCCAACGUCAGCCUGGAGAGGCCGCCGGAGCGGCGCUGGGAGCCGGUGCUGCGCCACUUCGACGCGGCCUUCCUGCGCGAAGCCUGCGGCCGGAUCAUCGAUGAAGUGAUCCCCAAAUGGGUUCAUGCUAUUAUUCGGCCUAUAGCCAAGGAGCUCGAAUCCUUCGCCCCACAGCCGUUUGCAGGAGAGAUUCGGGGAAUUUGUGACGCUCUGGGGCUGGAUGUUGGGGACGGACUUCUCCUCAACCUGGCAUACGAAUCUACUGCAUUCUGCACGAGCAUCCUCGCUCAAGAUAAGAAUGGACACAUCUAUCACGGACGGAACAUGGAUUAUGCUUUUGGAGAUAUUUUGCGCCAGAUUACCAUCGAAGUGAAUUUUGUAAAGAAUGGGCAGGUAAAAUACAGAGGUACUACAUUUUUUGGUUAUGUCGGUUUGUGGACUGGACAGAGCCCAUACAAGUUUACAAUCUCUGGGGACGAACGUGAUCAAGGGAACUGGUGGGAGAAUGCCGUGGCUGCUUUUCUGAGGCACAGUAGUCCAGUCAGCUGGCUCACCAGGACCGUUCUGAGUGAAGCAGAAGAUUUUGAAGCUGCAGUCCAUAUGCUGUCUAAGACGCCAAUAAUAGCCGACGUUUUUGAAGCUGCAGUCGAUAUGCUGUCUAAGACGCCAAUAAUAGCCGACGUCUACUACAUCGUUGGAGGUGUGACACCCAAGGAGGGUGUGGUCAUUACAAGAAAGAGGAGUGGUCCAGUAGAUAUUUGGCCCUUGGACCCUUUGUCUGGUGGUUGGUACCGGGUGGAGACAAACUACGACCAUUGGACAACCCCACCUCCUUUUGACGAUCGAAGAACUCCAGCCGUCAAAGCACUGAAUGCUACCGGACAGGAAAAUAUUAAUCUAAAGUCACUGUACAAGGUACUCUCCGUGCAACCCGUUUUGAACAAGGACACCAUUUAUACCACUGUAAUGAGUGCUGCGGCUCCAGACCAGUAUAUGACGCGGGUCAGGACCCUGGAAUGAAGAUGAGAAAGGAAGAAGCAAAUAUUUCAAAAGAUGCAUAAUGGGUUCAACUGGCAUGCAAUGCGGUCACAGAGUACAAGCAUGGAUCUAGACAUGCGCUUGGAUUUCAACAUGGUUUUUCUCCAAGCAAGUCACUAGUGCUAACAAUGUGAAGACGAGAUAAACAACGCCUGAUGAAGUGUCAAAUGCUGAGGGAAAUCUACAGCAGGGUUUCCAUGUGUUAACAUUCAAGGCUCUAACACAAGGCCCUGUGCCUUAUCCUUUCCCCUGUAAUUAGGGAAAGGGGAAUCUACUAUGCUGAUAAACCCAGGGUUGCAAAUGUAUCUUAUACAGGUUGCAGAAGUCAACUUUUUAAGUUGGUGCUCAGUUGGGUUUUCCAUGGCACAUUGUUAUUUCUGUCAUUACUUCCUAGGUGAUUAUAUUCCAAGGGGAUAAUGGGUGAUUUCUUACAUCUAGUCCAUGUUGACUUCCAGAACAAGUUAAUGAAUCAAUAAUUUGCUUCAGUUUUUUGAUCCGAAGGUUUCUGCAAGCUCAGAGGAUAGGUGGCAGCCACAUUGAAGAAACCCAAAAAAGUUGCAAAUUCUUCCGUACUGAGAUGAGAGAUUGGCUUGGAAUGCCCUUGGUAUGCUACCUUUUUGUGGAGGACAAGCGUGGUAUCAGUGAAAUAAUCUUGAUGGCAGAGAACACGAAGAAAUGGCAGUUGGCAGUGGGUGAUGAAAUGAUUUCCGGACAAGAAGUGGACCUUGUUUUUGCUGCAUGGGAGGAAUUUUGAGAAAGUUGGAGAAUGGUUAUAUUGGAUACUACUGACACAAAAUGAUGCCAGGAUGCCCAGCCCAGCCCUGUAUGCUGGCCUUUGUACAUUUGUUUUUUAAAAUCCAAAAUCUUGACUUUUUUUGCCAAGGGCUUCAGGCUGGCUUUUUAAUCCUGCGAAAGAAUUGAUAGCCAUAUGUUGAAGCUUAGUUGUUUUAAGGCUUGAAGUUAUAGCCUGCAGGCAGGAAUGAAAAGUUGGUGGAUGAUUUUAUUAUUGUUAUUACUGGAAUGCAAUGAAAUAUUCUGUUGUGGAUAUUUGGUGCUGAGCCUGAAAAUAAACCAACUUACAAAGAGGAAA